GCACUUGUUGUGUCUUGUGGUCAUUUUGGAGCCAGAUAAGCGUUGACGGAAGACACUGGAUUUAUUUUUAAUACAUUAGUGAUUUGCAGGAUUUAACAGUACUUUCUCUCAUAUAGCCUAUAUACCAAAACAUUACUUUUCUGAAAUACAUUUGAGUGUUGUCGCCUGCGCAUAGCCGUGGGACCGGCCUAUUCGGCAUUGUUUUUUUGGGGCGACUGUUAUCCAGCAUAAUAGCGAGACAGAGGAAGAGAGAAGAGCACUUAUUCCACGAGCCUCUUUAGCCCGAACGGACAUAAAUCGAGGAUAACAUUCGUAAUUACAACCAUUUACGCAACCAGAUAAAGGUGGAGAGUCACGGAUACGUCUGGUAUCCAACAACAAGUCAACCUUCAGCCUGUCAUUAUUUUAUUUUGGUGAUCUUAUACCGAGAAAAUUACCGUCCGUGUUCAUGCCAGAUCUGCAGCGCUUUAGUUUUCCAUACCAUAGUAUGAAUCCUUUGUUAGAGGCGAACUCGCUUCUCCAACAUCAACAGCAGCAGAACCAAGGAGGACAGAGUCAUCCGGAUUCCCCCUCAGGUCUUCUGCCCGAAUCCGUCUUCGGCUCGCUCGACCCGACGUCUUUCUUCCUGGGCGACCAUCCCGGACUGGGCUCGGAGACUCAGCCAGGGUUCGAUUUCACCACACCCUCACAAGCUUACCUGCAUCUAAACCACUCUUAUCACCGGUCUGUGCCCCAACCUCCUGCAGCGAUGGCCCUGAGGAACGACCUGGGCUCCAAUAUCAGUGUCCUAAAGACUCUGAACUUACGGUUCCGAUGCUUUCUGGCCAAAGUGCAUGAACUUGAGCGAAGAAAUAAGAUUUUGGAGAAACAACUACAACAGGCGUUGGAUGCGAAGAACAGCUGUGAUGGGGGUUGUUCUGAAAGCGCUAGACGGGCCCAUACCCAAGAAACAGGUGUACAGACCGGGUUUGUGGGAACUAUCCCUCUCAGGCCCGGGUCACUCCCGUUCCAAAACACCAACAACUCCGCGAGACGACCCACUACCCUCUUCACACCUGCCCUCAACACUGUCUUCACGCUUGAGUCCAACAACAAAGCUGGAACAAACCCCACCGAGCCGAAUCAGAAUCCGACCAUCACGGUAAGCCAAUCAACCCCAACAAUCGACUCUCCAGCCGGGUCCAAUUCAAUCACCAACGGGAAAACGGUUUUUAGUACAGGCACUGGAACCCCCACCAACCCGCCUCCCCGGUUCCUCCCCGGUACUAUCUGGUCCUACAACCAUACCCGCAAGCUCGGUUCUGGCGUGGAGACGCGCGUCACCAGCCCCGGUGUGUCCUGGGUCCAGCCGGACGGGGUCGGGGUCCAGAUUGAUACCAUUACCCCGGAGAUCAGAGCCCUGUACAACGUCCUGGCCAAAGUCAAGAGGGAGAGAGACGAGUACAAACGCAGGUGGGAGGAGGAGUACACUGUCAGAGUGGACAUGCAGCAGAAGAUGGAAGACCUACAGGAGGACCUCCAGGAGAGCGAGGGCUGUCAGGAUGAGUUGGCUGUCAGAGUGCAGCAGCUGAAGUCUGAACUGGUGCUCUUCAAAGGCCUCAUGAGCAACAACAUGUCUGAUCUGGACAGUAAGAUCCAGGAGAAGGCCAUGAAGGUGGACAUGGACAUCUGUAGACGCAUCGACAUCACGGCUCGCCUGUGUGACUUGGCCCAGCAGAGGAACUGUGAGGAUGUCAUCCAGAUGUAUCAGGUCCCUAACACCCAGUCUGCCAUCAACUGUCGCCCCCGGAAACAGACCCCGCUGUCCGUCAACAGUAGUGAGGGUGAUGAGACUAUCAGCACCUCGGAGAGCGAUGGGGGCCUGCCCAGAGAGGAGGAACUCUGUGGCUCGUCAGCCAAUCAGAUCAAUGAGGAAAUGCAGAGGAUGCUCAACCAGCUGCGGGAGUGUGAGUUUGAAGAUGACUGUGACAGCUUGGCCUGGGAGGAGACAGAGGAGACUCUGCUGCUGUGGGAGGACUUCCCAGGAUGCACUCUGGCUCCAGAGACCACCCACCAGCCAGGAGAGCAGGAAGACCAGUGUCUGGAGAAGGUGAUUAAUGACACUGAGGACUUAUUCAAAUCCAGGGAGAAAGAAUACCAAGAGACCAUCGACCAGAUUGAGUAUGACUUGGCUACAGCUAAGAGUGAUAUGAACCGUCACCUACAUGAAUACAUGGAGAUGUGUUCUAUGAAGAGAGGCCUGGAUGUGCAGAUGGAGACCUGCAGGAGACUCAUCACCCAGAGUGGGGACAGUAAGCCUGGCUCUCCUGUGGCUGUGGCUGGUGAGGAGAGCGUUGACCAGGCUGAGAAGGAAGGGACAACAGCGUCGCCUCCUCUCUCCAACUCUCCUCCCAGAUCAUGACCUAUCAAGACCACCUCCAUCACAUGACCGUCAUUCCAUCCAACCACAGCACCACUCAACCCUCCGCUGUCACUAUAGCAACGCCAUGUUUACAUUCUAACCACUAGAUUAGUAUAUUUUUUAUUUUCUUCAAGCUAUCUUCAUUCACAAGCCUCAAUAUAGGAACGUGGCAGAUCAAUCUGUUUUAGCUACUGGAAAGUGGUAUUACUAGCACCAUGGAAGUCUGUACAUAAGAACCCACUGUUUAACAGAGCAAAGGUAACGAGGUAAUGGAUUGAAAUACACAACUUGAAUUGAGAAUACCUCAUAGAAACAUAUGAGCAAUAUUUGAAUGAACUCAUAUGAGUUGUAGGCUACUCUUAAGGUAGUUGUUGGUACUACAGAGAACCAUGGUAAUAACUCCUAUAGCAUGAUCCAUUUCCACACAGCCAUAAUGAUAAACACACCACACCAAUACAUUCAUGUCAGGCUAGCAUAGCAGAUCAUUCUAACAGUGUGCUGUCCUGAUGCAACAUUACGAGUGUUGUUUUCAAACUCACCUAGAAGUAUAACACAGUAAAUAUAAGCCUUAGGGUGUGUUCGUAAAUUCACUGGAGUGCCAGAGUGCGCUCUGGGCGUUCGUAAAUUCAAAGCGUUGUCAGAUUGUCCGUUCGUAAAUUCAAAGCGUUGUCAGAUUGUCCGUUCGUAAAUUCAAAGCGUUGUCAGAUUGUCCGUUCGUAAAUUCAAAGCGUUGUCAGAUUGUCCGUUCGUAAAUUCAAAGCGUUGUCAGAUUGUCCGUUCGUAAAUUCGGAGUGUUUCCUUCCGGUCGAGGAGUAGGGUUGAUCCGAGCCUUCUGACCUCACAACGGCAGUCAAGCACCCAAGCUAACAGACUAACGUUGGCUAGCUUGCUAGCUUCUUCCAGACAAAAAUGAGAGAACAACGCACUCUGACCAUUUUACUCAUUCUAGCAGAGCUGGUUAGGCUGUUUUUGUUAUCCAGAGUGUUGGUGACUGUAACUGUGAUGCUGGCAAACAAUUUCAUUACGCUUUUUUGCCUACGUUUACUGACACCGGCCAUAUUCAAUGUGUGUUGAGCGUUAGUAAAUUCAUCAGAUGAGCGUGCUCUGAAAUCGGACUAGAUAGCCAGAGAAAUUUUACAAAGCAAAGCCCAGUUGGCAAGAGAGAGAAACUCCAGAUGAAUCACUUUAUUAGCAACAAAACAGAAAUAUAACAUUACUGUACUGUAUCAUAGUUAUUCAAACGGACUAAAAUAAUAUCAAAUCACUAAUUGUAUCAAGACAUCUACACUUCAUUCAUAUGUAUCAAUGAAAACUAGAAAAAAAGUCAAAUAGUAAACUAAACUAAGAUGCAGUCACUCAGAUGGCGACAAUGAUAUCCCUGUGUGUGAUUCUGAACUCACAUUUUGAAACAAAAGCCUGCCCGUCUCUCUGCGCUUUUGUUGACACCAGACAGGUUGUCAUAGUAACAUUAUUUUACCGUCCUGUUUCACUUACCUGGUAUUUACUAAGGAAUUAUUGGAUAACAUUGUGUAACAUUGUAUUCUUUCUUCAACACAACUGGUACUAAAUGUUUCAUAGUGGUGCUUGUUUCACUGAAUCCCAAAGAACCCCAAAAGUAGUUUUAUUGUAAUUAUAAUGUAAUACCAUUUUACUGUGUCUAGUAAAUGGCAACUAUGGUGAGAAAAGUUCGCUAGAGCACAUAAUGAUCUGGGACCAGGCUAGUCAUAGGCUCUGUGUCGGCUCAAUAUGUGGUAGUUAGUGUGAAUAGUGUAAAUACUCUGUUAAAGCUGAUCUGAGGUCAGCUCUGGGGCCUUGCCCUGAUCUCUGUGUGUCUCUGUCACUGACACAGGGAGAGGGAUACAUAUGACAAAGGGCAUUGACACCCAAGUGUUACACCUACGAGCUGUAUUGUAUACUAAUGUUUUGUUUAGUUUCCAGCAGCAGAGAGCAGUGGAAGGCCCUGCUACUCUGUCCUCCAGCAGGGAGAUGGGUAGGCUCGGAUAUGAGAAGUUAGAUAGGAGAGAUUUGUGUAUCUGUUCUGUACUCUCUAUUUCUAUGUGCUGUAGUCUGAUCUGGUUGGUAAGGACUCAAAUGCAUCAGUAGUAUUGUAUCAGAGAGAAAUGGAAGAUUGAUGAACAGGCUAUAAAAGACAGAAUGUCCACAGAUGAACAAAUAGACAGACAGACAGGUGAAUGUACAGUACGGAUAGAUUGACAGAUUAAUGAAUCGAUGGAUAGAAUGAUGACCUGCUGAGAUAAUUUAUGUUUGCUACUUGAGUGUCAAAGCAACUGAAAACAAGCAAUCUGAAUUAACUUUGAGAAAUAUUGCUGAAACAUUGUUAUAGAAGUACUAAAUACUGAUGCUGAAAAGCUAUCUGACACGGUGCUUGAUAUGGCCUAACCUAUUUUUGAGCUUAAAAGUUAGCCGUUAUAAAGAAAGAGCAAAGCAAAUAUGUAUAUUCAAUAAUACAGCAGUAACAGCAGUAAUAACAGUAUUUAAUGUAACAGAAGAAUAAGAAUGAUAUGUACAGAUGUAGGAUCUUAAUUUGAUCACUUUUGUUGCUGAGAUUAUUCCUGUUCUAAAAAGGCUUCUAAAGUUUGUAAUUUCCACUUUGAAAUUUCAGACUUGAUUUUCCCUAAUGAAAAAUGCAUCAACCCCUACAAAAUUGGCCAUUAAUUAUAAUCCACGUAAUAAAUCACAUUUCCUGUUGCUGCAGAAUUUUUUCCUGCUGUAGCAAACUGGCUCAAAUUAAGAUUCUACAUCUGUAAUAAUUCAAACUUGUACAUGUCACGAAUGUAAACAAUUAUUGAAGGAAAACUUUUAUUUUCUCCACUUGUCACUUCAUGUUUGUAGAUGUGGCAAAAUAGUGAAAUUGUUAGAGCUGAGGAGUAGAUUUCCUCUCUGUUAAUUCAUCAUACACUAUGUUAUUAUACAGUAGAAUGUAGAUGUACAAUACCAUUUUGUUCCUCUUCCUUGACAUUGAAAUAUGCAUUACUUUGAGUAUUAAACACUCUCUUACCUCAGAUAAACAAUAUUUAAUAACUCAAUAAUAGAACACAAUUCCUUCACAAAUACUAUCUCUUUAUCAACAACCAAAUGGAGGCUUCAGUUUAGUUCAUUUCAUUUGUGUUUCUUUCUUUUUCUUGUUUGAUGAGGAAGAUGUUUAAUCAGGUGCUGUCUGCUGAUCACACCUCAAUAUUCUAGUAUUGUAGAAGGGUUUCCAAGGCUUUCUCUGAACGAUUAUAUAGGUUGUGAAGAACAGGUUUUGGAACCAUGAAAAAAUGAUAUGCAUGUCUUAAGCUAUGUAUUGGUUAUGCCAUUCCUUGGGCGUUUCUCCUGACCACAUGACCUCGGUCCUAGACCUGGGUGGGUAUUCAACUCUUACACUACAAGAUCCGGAGCCUGCUUGUUUUCUAUUCUACCUGAUUUACUAAUUGCACCACCUGGUGUCCCGGGUCUAAAUCAGUCCCUGAAUAGAUGGGAACAAUGAAAACAUGCAGUUAGGACCUGGCUUUGAGGUCCAGAGUUGAUUUUGAGGGUCCUGUGCUAUAAUGCUUGGGUUUUUUCUGCUCGGGUCAUAUGGCCAGUAAAACUCCUGGCCCCAGCGUUCCUGCCCUUUGGCCAGAACUGGAGAUUAAAAUGGAGAAUAGAAGGCAGCGGAGAAAUAGUGAGAAUAUGUUUUUCUUUGUAUAUUUUACUACACGCACAGAGAGACUGAGUCUCUGCAGUAUGUAUGCAUGAGUCAGCGUGUAUGUUUAGGAGAGUGUUCUAAUGUCCUUGGUUUUUAAAAAGAGUUUUACUGGUUCACUUACAACAUGAAGAAUACAAUAGUCCUAAAAUGCACACUGUCUUCCAGUGUCUGUCUGACAAUAGACCAAUUCAUAUCCUCUUCACAACUGAACUGAAGGCUAACGGUAUAACUGAAUCAUUGUAAACUAGAGUGGUAGGGACCAUACAGUGAUGUGUUCUGCUGACUGGAUUCCCAUCUCUACAAAUCGCCUUGAAAUACUGUAUAUAUAUAUAAAUCAAAGAUGUACAAUAAUCGCUCUAAUAUUCCAACAAUAAUCCACUUUCUUCAUGAGUGUAUGUGAUUACAAAGUAAAUUCUUUUUAAAAAUGGCACCAAAGUGUAAAAAAAAAAGAGAGAUUACUACUCAAAUGCUUUAACAUAAUGAUGGUAUGAUUGCUAUGAUAUUGUAUGCAUUAAAGGAAAACGCUAUUUUGGAUAUAUUGUAUGUUUAAACACUGGCAAUGCAAGGAGGUCCACAGUCAAAAAUACUUAGUGUCAGGUUCCCAGAUUUGGCACAUAGCUGAACUUUUAACGUGGAUGGAGAUAUUUGAUUGGUCCUUAAUGUUUCUCGUAGACCAGGAGCCAAUGCUCUUGCUCUGUGAGGACCAGUGUAUUCUCUGGUCCAUAUAUUUUACCAUCAACUAAUUCCAUCUGGCCUGAGUAAGCUAGCAUGCAGGUGAAUAGACUGAGUUGUCAAUGAGAAGACUGUUAGCAAUCACCAGGGCCUCAUUUACUAAGCAUCUGCACCAGUGCCAUGUUUACACCUGCUCGGUUCAAAAGGGAACGAGUCAUAGAACAAAAGGUCAAGGGACAAGUAAAGUCUGUUUUCUGUUUCUAGCUUUGUAUCUCAUCUUAUAAUUUCCUCCGAAAAGAGCAAGUGUAAACAUUGCGCUGCUUGGUAAAUCAGGCCUUGGUUUUUGUUUUGGUGAGGUGUGAGUUCUGUGACACUGGACUGUCCCCUUGAACAUGUGUGCUUCAACGCAGAGCUCUGUGUACUGACAGAGAGUUCAACGCAGAGCUCUGUGUACUGACAGAGAGUUCAACGCAGAGCUCUGUGUACUGACAGAGAGUUCAACGCAGAGCUCUGUGUACUGACAGAGAGUUCAACGCAGAGCUCUGUGUACUGACAGAGAGUUCAACGCAGAGCUCUGUGUACUGACAGAGAGUUCAACGCAGAGCUCUGUGUACUGACAGAGAGUUCAACGCAGAGCUCUGUGUACUGACAGAGAGUUCAAACGCAGAGCUCUGUGUACUGACAGAGAGAUGGAAUGAAGAAUAAAAGAUACAGCUGAGCAAUAUGA
Molecule: messenger RNA, 7491 nt
Organism: Oncorhynchus keta (chum salmon)
Lineage: Eukaryota; Metazoa; Chordata; Actinopteri; Salmoniformes; Salmonidae
Gene: iffo1b
Product: intermediate filament family orphan 1b
Exons: 9
Coding region: 449-2401 (650 amino acids)
Source: RefSeq, a predicted model, not a curated record